CACCCGGCUCGCGAGAAGGCUGUUGUUGAUUUCCUGACUCACACGUUCACGAAGAGGCCAAUCCAGGUCCGGCGAAUCCAAACGAGCAAAAAUCCCGGCUUUGUUCAAGAGGCUUAGCGGUCCGUGGCGCUGGGCAACAUUCUGGAGUAGCGGCCGAGUGUUGAUGUUUGAGGUAGUAGUGGUGCUGUGUGCCAAUUGCCGUGACACCCCUUGGGGGUGGGCAAUUGACCAGAUGGAGGAGUUCAAAGCAUGCGUCUUUGGCAGUUUGUCCACCGUCAGACUUGUCGACCUCGUAAGUCAAGUCAUGGCAGAGAACAAGAUUGACUGUCAGGGGUUUGGUCACCUCGUACUAGUGCCUGGAUUUCCUGAAACUGACCCUUCAGUGGAAAGUGAUGCACACGGGCUAUGUAGAAUCCAUUCAAAGGUGGAUGGACAAGAGCCGUUACAAGACGACCCUUUGAGGCAGGAUCGGGAUGCGACACGAGCAUUCGAUCUUGUGAGAACCUCGGUCGCAAUUGAGGACUUUCUCUCGCUCCUCGAUAGAUUCCAUUCUCUCGUUGCCCCAGUGAACUGACAGACGAUAUUUCAGGUCUGGCAUUGUGGUGAGCGUCAGGCUAAGAAGGGUACAGCGAGGAGGAUCAACAGACACGAUCUUCUGGUCAACAACGAACGUUGUCCUGGUAGCACGACGCGGACGGAGAGGAUCACAGUUGCUUAAGUAGCCAUCGAGGAUAGGACGAAAAUCGUGAUAUCCAGUUCUUUGAAGAGAGAAGGUUACACACACUCAGCAGCAUCGCCCUCUCCCGCCAUAUCGACAGCCGUGGGAGAGUGCUGGGAUUUGGAGACCAGGUAAAUUCAAGUUGGCACAGAAGUAGCGUCCAUGGUCCCCUUGCUUGGUCAGGCCUCUGUGGCACAGACCCGCGAAUAACGCGCUCGCACGUUCUGCGCCAUUUUCAAGAACUUCCUUUGCUUCAAUUCGUCGAAGUGGUGGGAAGAUGCCGCUAUCCACACAAAGGAUUCUGUGGAAGAUCGUUGUGAACACAGUGCAGUGACUAAUGAAUAUGGUUUUGGGAGACAGCGGACACUUCUUCACAGAGGGGAGAAAGUAGUGGAGAACAGGCUGAGCUUUGCAUUCUUAAGAGUACCAUGCUUUACUCUCAGUCUUCCGCGGCCACCCACAGGUCGGGAAAAAUGGCCAGAGCCAGCCUCGUAUGUUCAAGAUUGAUGUCUGUUGGGUUGUACCUUGACUCUGCCUCUGUGCGAGCAUUGGUGGCUGCAUUUCAGGGAGAAGACGUCGCUGAAGAAGAAAGUUGAAUACAUCUCGAACCUUGCCAUAAUUGCUGGUCGAAAGGUGAAACUGCGGAUCGAGGUCCAUUUUAGUCCCCACCAAGGCCAUGGGUUUCUCCUGUUCGCGGAAUGAAUGCAUUAAGCUGGACCAUAACUUAAUCUUUGCGAAGGAAUCUUGGGAUACCGUGCUGAAUGCCAUAAGGACCGCGUCAACAUCGUUGAAAUCCUUGGGUAUCUUGUCACCUGCGUCGAUAACCGACACGUUGACCACUUUUUGAUGCAUGGGAACAUUGACCCGGUAGAUGUCCAUAUUGGUUGUAUGUUUCGGGUCGUCAACAGAUUCUUGGAGGAGGAACUGUAUCCUUGGUCAACGCCAGCUCAGUCAACGCCUGACUUACUGUCACCUGAUGAAUGAGUGUUGUUUUACCCACUGCCUCCGCCCCGAGGACAACCACUUUGAUGUUCGUCGUCAUCAUGAAAUCAAACAGCGAUGAGGAGUAGUUGACAGUAUCUGAUACAAGACAAACAUAAUGGGGAAUUUCCGCAAUUUAAGCCUAAAUUCCCUUGAAUAUAGUAGGCGC
Exophiala dermatitidis NIH/UT8656 is the source of this 1868-nucleotide messenger RNA. RefSeq lists its product as uncharacterized. The transcript has 2 exons. The coding region runs from base 164 to 574 and encodes 136 amino acids. Lineage: Eukaryota; Fungi; Ascomycota; Eurotiomycetes; Chaetothyriales; Herpotrichiellaceae. The record is from RefSeq and is a predicted model, not a curated record.